Messenger RNA from Magallana angulata, 1344 nucleotides. RefSeq names its product high mobility group protein B1-like. The transcript has 7 exons. Gene Ontology annotation, cellular component: nucleus. Bases 62 to 832 code for a protein of 256 amino acids. The record is from RefSeq and is a predicted model, not a curated record. Gene Ontology annotation, biological process: regulation of gene expression. NCBI's taxonomy places the organism in Eukaryota, Metazoa, Mollusca, Bivalvia, Ostreida, Ostreidae.
AUAAAACCACAGGUUGAACUAAUCAGUCUUUUUUCAAUUUUGCAUUUUCUCAACGUUUAAUAUGACUGAAACGUUAGAAGCACAGUUAGAAACGCUCACGAACGAGAAUGCAUUCUUACAGAAGUACUUUUCCUUGAGGAAGAAGUGUGAACAGCUUCAACAGGCUAAUGAGAAAAUAGUCAACAGAAUACAGCAUGUGAAGAAGCUCAUCAAGAGAUACAAGAGGGAGAGAAGGUUUCUAACCAGUCGCCUGGAUGAACAUGGGGACGACUACAAAGAUGCACAAAUUCCAGUGAUGUGGGAGGAGGAUCAAAUACACAACCCUCUUCGUGCAAUGAAAAGCAGCAAUGGAAAAGCUCAUGGAGUGAAACAUUCAUCUGACAUCAUCUCAGCAGUCAGUCCCCGAGUGUUAGCAGACAUGGGACAAAUCUCCUCAAGUAAAUCCAAAAAGAAGGUAGAAAAAGCCAAGGACUUUGUUGGCCCCAAGAAACCUGCCAAUGCAUUUCUUUUGUUUUGUCAGCACAGGAGGACGGCCGUGUCAGAGGAAUACUUCAAGGAGAAACAUGAAGAAAUUUCAAACCAUGAGUUGACUCGUAGAAUUGCUUUGGAGUGGAACAUUCUAAAACCAGAUCAGAAAAAAAUUUACUUUGACUUGUAUGAACAAGAGAAGGAGCAAUAUGAGAGAGAGAUGAAAAUCUACCACGAGCAGGAGCUGUCUCGGGGGAUGGACAGAGAGCCUAACAAGGGACGCGAGAGCUCGGAGGAAGUGGAUGCUGCUGCCAUGGAAAUGGAAGCACAGAGUGCCGUCAACGCACUAAUGAUGGACAACUGACAAAAAAGUGUCACAGAAUCUCUACUUACACCGAGUAGCCAAUAACACUGCCUUAACAAUCAGCUUCCCUGCCAUUUUCCUUCUUUUAAUUUGUUUUCUUUUCAUAGGUUAGGAAUGAAGUAAAAUGUGUGAUUUUAUUUAUCUUUGGUUUAAUAUCGUUAGAGAAAAUUUUUUAUUAUAUAUUAUUUUGAUUUUCAUUUUGCGUCCAAGUAAACCAAUUCAAUUGGUUCUUCGGAAUUAAUUUGAUCAAUUUGUAAAAGAGAAAAUAUUAUUAUAAUAUGUGAAGUACUAUUUACAUGUGUAUGAUUGACUGAUUUUACUUAUUUUAUUUGAUGUGUGUUUGAAAAUGAUUGCAUUAAAUGCUACUGUGAAGAUCAUUAUAUCAGACCAAAAAACAUUAUAUUUUUGCACAUUAUUUAACAAAUACAAACAAUUUCAUUCAGAAAUGUUCAUGUUAAGCUGUUACUGUAAACUAUCCAUCGAAUUUGAACUUCUGAACGUAUAUUGAUGUC